Molecule: messenger RNA, 1768 nt
Organism: Megalobrama amblycephala (Wuchang bream)
Lineage: Eukaryota; Metazoa; Chordata; Actinopteri; Cypriniformes; Xenocyprididae
Gene: prss59
Product: serine protease 16
Exons: 9
Coding region: 34-1536 (500 amino acids)
Biological process (GO): proteolysis
Molecular function (GO): serine-type exopeptidase activity; dipeptidyl-peptidase activity
Source: RefSeq, a predicted model, not a curated record
UGACAUAUCACAUGAUUAUAAACACAUGAUCACAUGACAGAGAAUCAGUUCCACUUCAAAAUGGCUAUAGGGUGUAAUAGGUUUCAGAAAUAUCUUGCUAUUGUAGUAUUUGUUUUGGCGUGUGUUUUCUGCGCUCCGUGUGCCGCUCACUACAGAAGAUCCCACAGAUAUGAAGCUCUGCUGCAGGUGAAGUCUGGAGUGCAGGAGCAGUGGUUCACACAGAGACUGGACCACUUCAGCGGCGCCGACACUCGAGUCUGGAAACAGAGAUACUUUGUAAAUGACAGUUUCUAUAGACCCGGUGGUCCGGUCUUCCUGAUGAUUGGGGGUGAAGGUCCGGCUAAUCCCGCCUGGAUGCAGUACGGAACCUGGCUGCUUUACGCACAGAAGCUGGGCGCCUUGUGUUUAUUACUGGAGCACCGCUUCUACGGGAAGAGUCACCCGACCGAGGACCUGAGCACUGCGAAUCUGCGUUUCCUCAGCAGUCGUCAGGCACUGGCCGAUCUCGCUCACUUCCGCACGGUUACGGCAGCAACACGAGGCCUGACCAACAGCAAGUGGGUUGCAUUUGGGGGCUCCUACCCAGGAUCCCUUGCUGCCUGGUUCCGUCUGAAGUACCCACACCUGGUCCACGCCUCUGUAGCGACCAGCGCACCCGUACACGCCACUGUCAACUUCCCAGAAUAUUUAGAGGUGGUGUGGCGAUCGCUGGCGGCAGAGAACCCAGAGUGCCCCCUAUUGGUGAAGAAAGCAUCGGACACAUUGGUAGAUCGACUCAAUGACCCGAAAACUUAUGACAACAUCACAAAGGACUUCGGGUUGUGCUCGAAGCUCCAGAUCCAGUCCAAGAUGGAUUCUGCGUAUCUUUUGGAGUCUUUGGCUGGGAAUUUCAUGGAUGUAGUGCAAUACAACGAGGACAACCGGGCCUUUGAGGGCGCUGUGGGCACGAACAUCACCAUAAAGGUGUUGUGCAGCGUGAUGCUGGACUCUUCGUUAGGCGAGCCGUACAAUCGAUACGCCGCUGUGGCUCGUCUGAUGCAGAAAACCUUUUCUCAGCCAUGCAUAAACGCCCAAUACAAAAGCUACAUCCAGGACAUGAGCAACACCAGCUGGAGCGGCCCUGAGGCCGGAGGAGGCCGGCAGUGGGUGUAUCAGACCUGCACUGAAUUUGGAUUUUAUCAGAGCACAGAUUCACCGAACCAGCCCUUCAAUGGAUUUCCCUUACCGUAUCACCUGCAGCAGUGCGCCGACAUAUAUAAUCUGAGCACCUUAUUGGACGAUGCUAUUCAGCAGACCAAUGAAGAAUACGGAGGAUAUGACAUCAGAACCACUCGCAUCGUCUUCCCCAACGGUUCGAUUGACCCCUGGCAUGCUCUCGGAGUGACCCAGGACAUCACAAGUGACCUUCCGGCUGUCUUCAUCAAAGGAACGGCUCAUUGUGCAAACAUGUACCCCGCCCGAGCGGAAGACCUUCCUCAGCUGGGUCUGGCACGGGACCACAUCUUCAUCCUGCUCCAAAAGUGGCUGGCCGAGUGACAGUAGCCAAUCAGAUGCGGAGUUGUGUGUAAUGGCCAAUCAGGUGGUUCUGCUGUUUAAUGGUACUAAGGAAUGUCUUGCUUUGCACUGUUUUUAUAACAAUCUUGAAUUCAAAAUCAGUUUUGUAUGUGAUGAUGUUCAUGAAAGUAUGAAUGAAUGUCAUUUUUUUCUUGAUGUAAAUAUAUUUUGCAGCAGAAUUUUCUCAAUAAAGGAAAUUUUAUGAUGUCGAAAA